Molecule: messenger RNA, 642 nt
Organism: Maudiozyma barnettii
Lineage: Eukaryota; Fungi; Ascomycota; Saccharomycetes; Saccharomycetales; Saccharomycetaceae
Gene: SNT309
Product: Snt309p
Exons: 1
Coding region: 1-642 (213 amino acids)
Source: RefSeq, a predicted model, not a curated record
AUGGAUUAUUUACCGUUUAUUGAUUAUAAGAUACCAAGCGAUGAGUAUAAGAACGAAGCUGAAAGGCUCAUACGGGAAGCAAUGCAGAAACAAGAUAUAACACAUUUGCAUCCUUAUGCUCAGAAAUCUGUCAAAAUGGGUAAGAUAGCAAAUCAUGUAAUACCUGACUCUAUAUUUCAAGAAUAUAUACAGAAACAUACUGCAGGAGAUAAACCAAAAGGACAAAAACGUUCUCUUGAGAGUAUCUAUCUUAAUGAUGAAAAUUUUUUACAAGAAUUUAAUUCAAAACAUCCUCAUGUUGACCCUUCUAGAUACUCUUUAGAAGAUAUUUCUACCGAAGACAAUGAAACAUCUAUAAAAAAUAAAUUAGCUGUCAUAGAUUCGUACCUUGCACAUCAGAUUAUUACAUUAAGAGAUUUAAUACCGCAAACAUCAGUAAAUCAAUGGGCCAUUAAUAACGAUUUUAUGAGAACAAGUACACAGAUCAUCGAUAAUCUUGUCUCACAACAAAAGAAACAAUUGGAGGAUUUAGAUAAAUAUAGAGAAAAAGCCCAAAUAAACCAAGUUGCAUCAUAUGACAAAUUAAAUUAUGACAUUAAUGAAAGGAUAUUAGAUAUAAUAGAGGAUCAAUUUCCUAAAUAG